Stylophora pistillata is the source of this 3684-nucleotide messenger RNA. RefSeq names its product anoctamin-7. Gene Ontology annotation, molecular function: chloride channel activity; protein dimerization activity. Gene Ontology annotation, cellular component: plasma membrane. Lineage: Eukaryota; Metazoa; Cnidaria; Anthozoa; Scleractinia; Pocilloporidae. The record is from RefSeq and is a predicted model, not a curated record. Gene Ontology annotation, biological process: chloride transmembrane transport.
CCCUAAGUUAUUUUUGGAGUUUUUUUUUCCUGAGGAUUAGUCGGACACGUCUGGUCCUGCGCACUUUGGUUAAUUUUCAGAAUCAUACCUUUGCAGCCGUGGAAAAUUUUGCGAUCUUGGAAAUUUCAGUAUUUACCUUGUGGGUUCAAUGUUUUCUUGAUGUUUUGACUUGAUUAUCCGUCGCUUAGGUGAUGCCCAGUGUCACGCACUGAGCGACACAGUAUUAAAAGACAAUUUCUAUGGAAAGAUCUCCUAAUUCAUGUAAACGAGCUUGUUACAACUGAACUAAACUGUCUUGGGUAUUUCACUGGAGAUUGAAAAUGACGAGAAGAAGAACUAGUUGAUUGUAUUUUAUCGUUCAUUACAAAGUUUUGUAAGGGGUCUUUUACAAUCCAUUGAAAAAGCUCAGAAACAACUGUAGUACAUCGAGUGCACGACCUUGAGUGUUGUGAUCACUGCCAUAAGAGGACAAGUUACUCACUUUGGAUAGAACUCUCAAGAUCGGUCACAAAACUGCCUUACUUCUGCAUUGAGCUUUCCAUACUGAUCUUAAUUCUUUUAGAGAUCUUCAAGUUUGGUAAUUCUCCGGCAACACUGAUCAGGUUUGUGGCGUGGUUCAGGGUUGGCAACGGACAGCGAGUAAACAGAAAAUUCACUUUAUUUACAUAUUGAGAACGGUUUCGUUAUCGCCAAAUAUCAGGAUCACCAUCAGUACGGAAGUUUUUGUUUGCGUGAAGAAAUUAUUACCCAAGGAUAUUAAUUGUACAUUUCGUGUGGCUAUUGUAAGACUAUGGCUGAGUUUAAUGGAGACGACAAGGACAGGAUAUUAGAGGGUGGUGGAACUGUUUCAGAGGUUCGUGAAAAGAAGAAAAGGAAAAGGGCGAAAAGGCCAAAAUCUAAUGAACACUUACCAUUUUCAGAGCUGCAAAAUGGUGGGAUUUUGCGACAGAUUUCAAGUAAUAGUUACGGAGAACAACCGAAGCGUGUUCAAUUGGCGCUUGAACCAGUGGCAAGUCGAGAAAAACUGAUACAAAUACACGAAGAGCUAAAUAACCCCCGUAUUAUAUCACGAACAGAAAUCAACCAGGAUGAAAAAGAUUUGAGGAAACUUGCUUUGCAUCUAGCGAUGAGUAAAUCAGAGGAGGGGAAAAACAGCAAAUAUCUACAUCACGAUUAUGUCUUAGUUCAUAAAACUGGUGACAAUCGAAAUCUGCAUGAGAAACUAAGGAAGAAAUUCGAGGCUGAACUUCAUUCACAGGGAUUCAGGGUAGAACGAAAAUACACUUCAAAUAAGACAUUAGCGAUAUUGCAUUGUUCAUUUGAGAGACUUUGUGAAGAAGCAGAACAUGUAUCUUUGGAAAUGCCUCUUGCUGGGUAUGUUGUUCCAGAGACAUCAAGAAAUGGUGUAUGGAAACGAUUUUGGGAUCAUUUUACAACUGAUGAUGAAGUUGAUUUUGUCAGUGCACCAUUUUGUGUCUCAAAGUCUCAGAUUUAUGAGGGAGUAGAAAAUCCUGACACAUUCUUCAGACCAGCUCUGAGAUCACUUUUGGUUCACCACAUUUUAACAGAUUUAGAUGUCAGAGACAAAGAAAGUAAACAGCUUGGUCAGAAUGCACAAGGUCUGGGGUACAUGCUUGUGGAAGAAGCAUACACUGAUGCAUUUAUUCUACAUGAAAAGUCUGAAUAUGAUUCUGAGUUUUCACUUGCUGAUGCUGGCGAUGACCAAAGUUUUGAUUAUGGUCAGGAUAUCUCUGAUCCUCGCAAAGCCUUGCAUGACACAUGGCUCAAACAUUUCAGAUAUCAGCCUCUCUGGAAAAUAAGGAAUUACUUUGGAGAGAAAAUUGCCCUCUAUUUUGCUUGGCUUGGUUUGCUGACCCUGUCGCUUGUCAUACCCAUGCUACUAGGGUUGGCCAUUUUUCUGUGGGGACUUAGCGUUGCAAUAAGAGAUAAUCCUUUGGAUGAAAAAGAAGAGAAUGCCACAUCUGCCUCCACCUUAACAGCCUGGGCAAAAAAUGCAUUUGACAAUGAUGCCACACCGUUUUUCGCUCUGAUAAUAUGUUUGUGGGGUACAUUAUUUUUGGAGCGAUGGAAACGAACAAAUGCUCGACUAUCAUACCAAUGGGAUGUUGAUACAUUUGAAGAACAGGAACCAAAUCGCCCACAGUAUUAUGGAACUGUCAUCAAGAAGGACCCAGUAACAGGAGAAGACAUCUCAGUUUAUCCAGUAUUUAAAAGAUUUUUCAAGAUGAUGGGCUCCUUUGGGGUCAUGCUCUUUAUGAUUUGCUUGGUGCUGGCGAGUGUUGUCGCUGUGAUUAUUUAUCGCGUCAUUGCGAGGGUAGAUUUGUUCCAAAGUAGAGGAGAAGCUGGCCAGCUGAUAGCAAGUGUUACCUCAACAUUCCUUAAUACCGUCUCUAUCAUGAUUAUGGGCAAGAUUUACCAGAAGUUAGCCGUCUACCUAACGGACUGGGAAAAUCACCGCACGCAGACGUCAUAUGAGGAUGCGCUUAUCUUAAAGUUAUUUGGAUUUCAGUUCGUGAAUUCAUACACAUCGCUCUUCUACAUAGCUUUCUUUCGUCAGGGUACAAAGGAAAGUGGUGUGAUCGGUAAAGGGCAAAACUACAGCGAUGAGUGCGGAGAAAACAAUGACUGUAUGAGUCUGUUGUCAUUACAAGUCGCCAUGUUAAUGAUCAUGAAACCUCUUCCCAAACUCUUCAGUGAUGUCAUCAAACCGUGGUUGGUGAGCCUGUGGAAGAGAAAAUGUUGUAGCAACCAAGUUUCAGUAAGCGGUGAAAUCACAGUCCGUGUAGAAGAUUACUUGGAGAGGGAGAGGAAUAAAGCUGAGCUUGGAGAUUUUACGCUCUCUGAAUACAACGAGAAAGUGUUACAGUACGGAUACCUCAUGCUUUUUGCUGCAGCGUUUCCGCUGGCCCCACUGAUUGCACUGUUAACCAAUGCCAUCGACAUGAAAGUGGACGCCAGAAGGUUGUUAUGGACGAACAGGCGGCCGGUGGCUUUUAGGGCUGAAGACAUAGGCACGUGGUACAGCAUUUUAGAAUUUCUGAAUGUGGCAGGCGUGGUUACAAACUCGUUUUUGGUAGCAUUUACGUCAUCGUACGGUCGAUCAUGGGAAGGCGAGCCGUCCAAGACCAACACAACUGAAACCAUAUUCAACAACACAACGAACACAACUGAACAGGUCAUCGUCGUCACUGAACAUGUAGUAGGGCUAAGCAGACUUUGGCUAAUAAUUGGAUUUGAGCACAUUGUGUUUACAAUUAAGUUCCUGAUUGCCUACAUUAUACCUGACGUACCUGCCGAUGUUAAGAUGGCUCUGUCCAAGGAAAAGUAUCACGUGACUAACAUUCUUGCCAAGGCUGGUGUGCGCAAAGGACCUGGUAACAAGUUGGCAGAAUCUGCCUCGUCAUACAGAAGCCGUGGGGCUGAAAGUGAACAUACCUCACCAUCCAACUCCACUGAAGUUCACAUGACCGCUAGUGGAAAAAGACUAGAAAAAAAUACCGCUGACAACGGAAGGGUGGAAGUGGUUGUGGAAAGGCCACCGGUGGAGAGUGGUAUGGAGAGACAUUUGUCCUCCCCACGAUCCACCCGUCUGGAACCAUUACCAACAAGCUUUACAUCCAAACACGCAAUUAGAGCGUGAUUUAUGGCGAGGGAGGAGGGAGU